AUGAGAAGAAACCAGAGCAUGGUGAAUAACUUCCUGUUGCUGGGAUUCUCUAACCUGCCAGGUCUAGAAGGUUUGUUCUUCUUUGUUUUCCUCACCAUCUAUCUGCUGACUCUGACUGGGAACAGCCUGAUAAUCAUGGUUACAUUGACUGAUCAGACACUGCACAGCCCCAUGUAUUUCUUUCUCAGGAACUUGAGCUUUCUGGAGAUCUGCUACACCUCCAUUACUAUCCCCAAAAUGCUUGAAAAUCUCCUGUCAAAGGACAAAACCAUUUCAUUCUUUGGCUGUGCCUUUCAAAUGAGCCUCUUCCUCAUCACAGGGGCAGCAGAGUGUUACAUUUUGGCUGGCAUGGCAUAUGAUCGUUAUGUGGCUAUUUGUCAACCUCUGCAUUACACUCUUAUUAUGAGUAGUAGAGUAUGCUAUGAACUGGUUGCAGCCUCCUGGUUGGUUGGUGUUCCAGUGCAACUCAGCCAGACUUUCUUAGUGUUCACCUCUUAUUUUUGUAAUUCCAAUGUAAUCAACCACUUUUUCUGUGACAUCCCUCCAAUGGUCAACCUGGUCUGUGGAGACAUCUCUAUAAAUGAGCUUGUAGCCCAAGUGGAGGUUGCCUUACUUGCAGUAAUCCCUUUUGCUUUGGUCCUCAUGUCAUAUGUAUGCAUUGGGUCCACCAUUCUGAAGAUACCAUCUGUAGAGGGAAGACGCAAGGCCUUUUCAACAUGCUCCUCCCAUCUCAUGGUGGUGGUGGUUUUCUAUGGCUCUGGAAUGACAGUGUAUUUAAAACCAAAGUCGAGCCAUUCUCUGGAUAUGGACAAAUUCCUCUCACUCUUCUAUACCAUCCUGCCACCAUUCAUUAAUCCUCUUAUUUACAGUUUGAGGAACAAGGAAGUCAGAGUGGCACUUGGGAAAGUACUUCUAACUCUUCACUCUCAAGAAACAAAUGGACACAGAAAGAAUGAGCAUAGUAAAACACUCGGUGAUAUUCCUACUCAUUAA
Eublepharis macularius is the source of this 993-nucleotide messenger RNA. Its product is annotated as olfactory receptor 10C1-like. Gene Ontology annotation, biological process: G protein-coupled receptor signaling pathway. The coding region runs from base 1 to 993 and encodes 330 amino acids. Gene Ontology annotation, cellular component: membrane. Lineage: Eukaryota; Metazoa; Chordata; Lepidosauria; Squamata; Eublepharidae. The record is from RefSeq and is a predicted model, not a curated record. Gene Ontology annotation, molecular function: G protein-coupled receptor activity; olfactory receptor activity. The transcript has a single exon.